Molecule: messenger RNA, 3034 nt
Organism: Megalops cyprinoides (Indo-Pacific tarpon)
Lineage: Eukaryota; Metazoa; Chordata; Actinopteri; Elopiformes; Megalopidae
Product: zinc transporter 8-like
Exons: 8
Coding region: 143-1312 (389 amino acids)
Biological process (GO): response to zinc ion; zinc ion transmembrane transport; response to glucose
Cellular component (GO): plasma membrane
Molecular function (GO): zinc ion transmembrane transporter activity
Source: RefSeq, a predicted model, not a curated record
ACAAGGCUUCAAGAUUCAGUGCUUGGUCACUUCAUUUGUUAAAUUACUCAAGCCUUGAAGAUGCAAUAGCUUAACGGACGUAAGUAGAAUUCAAAUUAAUUCAAACUUGUUAGAAAAUAAAACCAGGACGAGCUUCCUCACCAUGUUCAGAAAGGAUCCAGAAAAAACUCAUUUGGUCCCUGAGAAAGGAGCCAGUCUGUACACCAUCACCAUGGGAAGUGUGCCAGCCAAUGACCUGGAGCAGAAAGAUGGUGGAGCCAAACAUUGCCACGACAACAGUCGAGCGCUUGAAGACCGGGAGAGAGAGAAAGUGCAGGCGAGAAAGCGCCUCUAUGUUGUCUCCAUCGUCUGCAUGGUCUUCAUGAUUGGGGAGAUCCUGGGUGGGUACUUUGCGGGCAGUCUGGCAGUGAUGACGGACGCCGCCCACCUGCUGGUGGACUUCACCAGCUUCCUGAUCAGCCUGUGCUCCCUCUGGCUCUCCUCCAGGCCGGCCACACACAGGCUCAACUACGGCUGGCACCGAGCAGAGAUCCUGGGCGCGCUGCUGUCUGUGUUCACCAUCUGGCUGGUGACGGGCGUGCUGGUGUACCUGGCCAUCCAGAGACUCAUCGAUGAUGACUACACCAUUGAGGGCACAGUGAUGCUCAUCACCUCAGGCUGCGCCGUCAUCGCCAACAUCAUAAUGGCCCUCACCCUACACCAGUCGGGACAUGGGCACAGCCACGGCGGACUUGGCUCCCACGGCAACCACAGCCAUAGCCCGGGCAACGGUCAUGCUCGUGUGUGUGAAGAGGGCGGGACGGAGCAGGGGCGUGGGGGCCAGACCCAGGCCAACGCCAGCGUGAGGGCUGCCUUCGUGCACGUGGUGGGAGACCUCCUGCAGAGUAUCAGUGUACUGGUCAGCGCCAUCAUCAUCUUCUUCAAGCCCGAGUAUAAGAUGGCUGACCCAAUCUGCACGUUCCUCUUCUCUGUGUUUGUUCUGGGUACCACGUUCACCAUCAUGCGAGACAUCGUGCUGGUUCUGAUGGAAGGAGCCCCCGUUGGAGUGAAGUACAUAGAGGUGAGAGAGUGCAUUCUUUCUGUGAGGGGCGUGAAGGCUGUCCACAAUCUGCACAUCUGGGCCCUGACCAUGAACCAGGCAGUGCUGUCUGCACAUGUUGCCAUAGAUGACACAGCAGAGCCCCAGCCUGUGCUGAGAGAGAUCACCCAGGUCUGCCUCACCAACUUCAACUUCCACUCUGUCACCAUCCAGGUGGAGCAGCAGUCCGAUCAGAGGCCCGAGUGCACCUUGUGCCAGGACCCCAAGAAGUAACCCUGCGUUAGGAAGAAGCAAUGCUAGCUCAGUAAUCCGGGACAUCUAAAAUAUAGGGAAUAUAUUGUGGAUGUUAGAUGAUACACCAAAUGACAACUAUGUAAAUUAUAACUGCUUAUUUACAAAUUUAUAACUAUAUUUUAGAUCUUUUCUGUAAUACAGUUUACAAUGUAUUCUACAGUAUAUGCAUAGCACAUAUACGCUUUGUGAUGGAGCUGGCUGAUGCAUUGUACACAAAACAACAAGACAAGAAGUUUUUACGAAAAUCAAAUACUUUAUUUCUUAAAAAGCAAGUGCAAAACAGAGGUGCUCAGUCAAGCCAAAAACCCAAAGCAAACCCAACCCAACUACUCAGGUCAGCCAACUUGCUACCUUGUUGCAGCCACACACUUGCUUUUAAACAUUACUAACUGAGUGGGUCUGGCUCGUUAUCCAAUGGCUGGCCCCACACCCAUACACUGAAUAACAAUUAACUAAUGAAGUUGAUGGCAUUACAUGUUAUUGAUAACAUGACAGGUGGAAAGAGUUUAGGAUCCUCCAGAUGCAUUUAGACACAUUAAUUCAAUGUAUGAAUUAAACAUACUGCUGUCUCCACAUGAAUCAAUUAGUCAUAGGCAUUUUUAUUUAGAUGAAGGCUACUCCUUCACAGUACUUUAUAUAUGUUUGGGAUAUGUACAAUCUAUUGUGAUCCAUAUUCUAAAUAUAUACCCUAUAUUCUAGCAUGUAUAUUACCUGGAGGGUAAUCAUAAGGGCUAACUCUCAGGAAGAACUGACAUAUGCAGGUAUUAAGAGAAAGAGUUCAUUUCUCUUUUACAAAUGAAAGAACUGCAUCUCGCUAUCUCACUAGCUAAAUGUCAUUUACCACCAAAGCUAGCAAUGUCAGUAGACCUUCUACCAGAAAUCACUGGUGACUGGUAUUUGCUGCCAUAAACAACUUCACAUGUUUGUCCAAGCAGACACAAAAUAUAUUGACAGUAAUGUGUCGUAAAAAUAGUAUUUUUCAUUUGGGAAUUUGGCUAUUGAUGUGAUAAAAAAUAAUCAUCAAAAAUCUUAAAUUUUUUCAAAAAACAUUGUGAAUCAUGGAAACUUGAAGUCUGAUUUCAGAGGGAAAGCUGUAAUGGACACAGAGUGUCCUGUUCUUAGCUUCCUGCAUUCAUCAUCAAGUUUGAGGAAAUCUGGAAUCUGUAGCUAUUCGUGACUGGGCCUCAUACUGUCCAGUCAGAAGUUAUGCACAAUGCACUUGCACAGCACAAUACAUGCACAGUAUGCUCACACAGUACAAUACUUGCACAAUAAGCUCACACAAUACAAUACCUGCACAAUACACUCACACAAUACAAUACCUGCACAAUACACUCACACAAUACAAUACUUACAUAAUAUACUCAAGAUAAGGUUUAUAUUAGAUAACAUUUGAUUCCCCGAAAGAGAAAAAAAUCAUCUUCCUGAACCAUAGGGUUAUGUCCUUCAAGUGGCCCAUAUUGUGAGUCCAGUUAUGCAAUGUUUGAAGUAGAAAAAUAGCAUCUUCUUGUUCAUUAUUAAGAUUAAAUCUGCCUUACAUUUUGGUAAGUAUUGAUAUGCUGAAAUGAUGUGGUGUGGUCAGCUCAAGGGUGCAAUCUGAAUUUCAGAGGCCAGCUAUCUGAAGGAAGAGGCAUUAAUGGUAGAGUCCUCAGCUCUGAUUAUUUCAGUAAGGCCAAGGAUGUUGUGGCAAGGCGUUAUGUU